AUGUGGUGGUUCCGAUGGCACGCCAGAAGGUUCUUCAGAUCAGUGAUGAAUCCCAUGGACCCGGCUGUGGCCCUGAAGUGGACGGCGCGGCUACGGGUGCUCUACAUCUUCAUCGCCUUCAACGCAGUGAUCGUUAGUUACAAGUAUUACACGAAGACUACGGAUCACCUCAAAGAGAAGGGUCUGUUCGUCGAGGAUAAGACACCAUCGCAUGCGAGGGCACGGCUCAUGCAGUUGCAGGACAUCCACAUCAUUAGGACCGGUGUGGGCAGACCUACCGAGGAGUACACCAUUAAUGUCGAGGAAUAUCGGAAGGACUUCGAGCGACAACAGGAGGAGAAACGGCAGCAAUAUUUGGUCCAAAAGAAGGCGAUGUCUGAGAAGUCUGAAGAACUCAAGGAUUGA
Oppiella nova is the source of this 405-nucleotide messenger RNA. The record is from the annotation of a GenBank genome assembly. NCBI's taxonomy places the organism in Eukaryota, Metazoa, Arthropoda, Arachnida, Sarcoptiformes, Oppiidae.